GCCGGAUCCGCGGUGAGCCUAGAGCAGGGCCGCCCUGCUGCAUGUCAGGACAGGGUAACAAGUGCACUGUCAAAAAUAUGCGUUGUCUUAGAUGGUCAAUAAAGUAGUGUGAUGGGCCUACGUGGGGAAUCAGACUCGAGGACUCCCAUAUGUCCACGGUGUGUUUUCCCAGUUUUUCAAAUGUCGGGGAUAUGGAGGCUGGAAGGGAUCAGAGUCAAAAGAUAAGUGAGAUUUGCGUUAAUUGCAUCAGCUGCGCAGGGUCUGCUGGCUAGAAGCUCGUUAAGAGACCAGAAAAUAAAAGGCACUUACAGACCCUGGGAGCUCAAUAAACUCCCCAGUUGGGCCUAACCAAGGGGAAUCUGGCUGUCGUGUCAGGGUGCCAUGCUGCCCGCAGGACAUAGAUUUCAUAAGCAUAUUAAACAUCCAGAUGUGGUAGCCAGUCGUCGGUGUGCAGUAAGAUCAUGGAGCUGCUGGGCCAGAAUGAGAUUGACCACCACCAGAGGCAAGUGGUCAUCCUCAGCCAGGACAGCUUCUACAGGGUCCUCACCCCGGAGCAGAAGGCCAAAGCACUAAAGGGCCAGUUCAACUUCGACCACCCAGAUGCAUUUGACAACGACCUCAUAAUCACAACUCUGUGGGACAUCAAGGAGGGAAAAACAGUUCACAUCCCUGUUUAUGAUUUUGUUUCCCAUUCCAGGAAGGAAGAGACAGUGAUAAUGUACCCUGCUGAUGUGGUGCUGUUUGAGGGUAUCCUGAUGUUCUAUUCUCAGAAGAUUCGAGACCUUUUCCAAAUGAAGCUGUUUGUGGACACUGAUGCAGACACACGGCUAUCUCGCAGGGUGCUGCGUGACAUAAGCGAACGUGGCCGGGACUUGGAAAGCGUUCUAGCACAGUACAUCACCUUUGUCAAGCCUGCGUUUGAGGAGUUCUGUCUGCCAACAAAGAAAUAUGCGGAUGUUAUAAUACCAAGAGGAGCUGAUAACAUUGUUGCAAUAAAUCUCAUAGUCCAACACAUCCAGGAUAUUCUAAAUGGUGGUUUGACCAAACGGCUGAACGGGUGGUUUAACAGUUACGGAACAACGAAGAAUGAGCCGAAUGUGGAGUCCAGCAGUCGGCCGCACUGAACACGGCGCUGUCCCGGAGAGAGGAAGGAAGGUUCACCUGCACGUGCCGAAUGUGCUCCACAGUGAGGCUAACGAGGCAGAAGUAACUGCCCGGAAAUCAAAAGGCCUGCUUUUGAUAUGAUUCUGCUUGGAUUGAGGAAAUCAGUAAGAAGAAGGGAAUUCUUUCCCAAUGGGGCUGGUUUAAAGCAGUUGCAUUCAGUUUUCUUUUUUUUCUUUUUUGCUUGGGUACUGUAUGAGAUUGAAGGGGGGAGAAAUACAAAGGGGCUCGCUUGUAAUUUAAUUUAAAACUGCUGCUUGCCUUUACCACAGCACUGAAACGGAGAAACUAAAGAAGCAGUAAUGGUGUCUACAAAAAGAUUUCCGAACACUUGAAAGCCUUUAGCCAUACAAUAAAUGCAGUGUAGCAACAUGCUGUUUCUUGGCAGGGCCCAACCCUAUCCAUCUACAGUUAAAGGUUCACCGUGCGACCUGCCUGACCCUUUAUCAAUGCAAAUUGCCUUUUUUUUUUUUUUUUUUUUUAAUUUUCCAAGCUCUAUUUAAAGCAUAUUUUGACUCAUAGAAAUUUUGAACUGAUGUACUGAUGGGUUGAGAUUUCUGAUGUUUGUGUCUUAUGGCUCCAAGCUGCACUUGCUUUGUCAUGUGAAACUCUAAAUUAGUUAUUAAGCAAAUUAAACAACCAAUUUCCACCUCAAAUCAUGUGAUGUAUGACAUCAUCUCCAAAGAUAAAUUUGUUUUUUUUGUGUGUAAUCGUUGAUUUUUACCUUAAUGUGGUAUUGACAUGACUGUGACGCAUUUAAAAAGAUGUCGAUGUUAUAUAAAAACAGUCAAUUAUGAUGUUACGGAAUUACCACGGAAGUAUUAUUUUUCUUUGAUUCCCUCAAACUUGAAUCCUCAGAUGCACAUGUAUGCAGGUUUCACUCAAAAGAAGAUGCAUUCAGCUGCAAACUGUCAAGUACAAGACACCCAAUGUAAAUGUGUUCUGUAAAUGUUUAAUGCAGGUUUCUUCCUGUGUAUAUAUAUAUUUCUUAUGAUAAAGUUCUCAGGUACUCUUUGUUUUCUUGAGUUGACACAUCUGAAAAUAACAAA
Xiphias gladius (swordfish) is the source of this 2210-nucleotide messenger RNA. It is a transcript of the gene uck2a, whose product is annotated as uridine-cytidine kinase 2a. Gene Ontology annotation, cellular component: cytosol; cytoplasm. The record is from RefSeq and is a predicted model, not a curated record. Gene Ontology annotation, molecular function: ATP binding; kinase activity. The transcript has 7 exons. Bases 462 to 1124 code for a protein of 220 amino acids. NCBI's taxonomy places the organism in Eukaryota, Metazoa, Chordata, Actinopteri, Istiophoriformes, Xiphiidae.